This is a messenger RNA of Salvia splendens (bonfire salvia), 1659 nucleotides long. RefSeq names its product zinc finger MYM-type protein 1-like. Gene Ontology annotation, molecular function: protein dimerization activity. Bases 1 to 1659 code for a protein of 552 amino acids. Lineage: Eukaryota; Viridiplantae; Streptophyta; Magnoliopsida; Lamiales; Lamiaceae. The record is from RefSeq and is a predicted model, not a curated record. The transcript has 2 exons.
AUGCAAGGAUUGCCUUUCCGCGGUCAUGAUGAGUCAGAAGAAUCAUUAAAUCAAGGUAAUUUUCUUGAGUUCUUGAAAGUUAUUUCUUCUUGCAAUGAAGAGAUAGCUAGUGUUGUGCUAAAAAAUGCUCCAGACAAUCUCAAACUUACAUCACCAGAUAUUCAGAGAGAUAUUAUAAAUGCAUUUGCUGUUGAGACAACGAAAGCUAUUGUACAUGAUAUGAGAAGUGAAUUUUUCUCCAUAUUAGUUGAUGAGUGUCGAGAUGUAUCUGUCAAAGAGCAAAUGGGUGUUGUGGUGCGAUAUGUGGACAAGAAUGGAUGUGUUAUAGAACGUUUUCUUGGUGUUGUUCAUGUUAGUGAUACAACUGCAACCUCACUUGAGAAAGCACUUGAUUAUUUGUUAUCUACUUAUGAUUUAAGUAUAUCUAGUUUGAGAGGUCAAGGAUAUGAUGGCGCAAGCAACAUGAGAGGAGAAUUCAAUGGGUUGAAGAGUUUGAUACUCAAGAGAAAUUCCAGUGCUUAUUAUGUACAUUGCUUUGCUCAUCAGCUUCAGCUCACGAUUGUUGCUGUUGCUAAAAAACAUAAAAUUGUCGGAUCUUUUUAUAAUUCUAUCUCUCGUUUGUGUAAUACUGUUGGAGGUUCUUGUAAGCGCAGAGAUAUACUUCGGGAGAAACAGAGAGAGAAUAUUAUUAAAGAGAUUGCAAGUGAUGAAAUAAGCACAGGAAGAGGACUAAAUCAAGAAUUAUGUGGGGAGAAUGGUCAUGACGAUUCAAUAAGGGUUGAAGCUGAUGAUGUGCUAGAAAUUAUAAAUAGUUUUGAGUUUGUCUUUGUGUUACAUCUUAUGAAGCAAAUCUUGGGAAUCACACAUGAACUCUCCCAAGUGCUACAAAAGAAAGAUCAAGACAUUGUUAAUGCGAUGAAUCUUGUCAAGGUAGCAAAAUCACGUCUGCAAAUAAUGAGGGAAAAAGAUUGGGAUGUAUUGCUUGCUGAUGUUUCUAAGUUUUGUAGCAAAUAUGAACUGGAUGUGCUUGACAUGGAAGAUGAGUUUGUAGCUCGAAAAAAAGGAAGACGUAGAGCUGAGAAAAUGAAGAAUCUCCACUAUUAUCGAGUUGAGCUCUUUUGUUCUGUUAUUGACUUGCAAGCUCAAGAGUUGAAUCAACGUUUUGAUGAAGUCAACACAGACUUAGUUUUAUGCAUGUCAUGUUUUGAUCCUAGGGAUUUAUUUUCUGCAUUUGAUUUGGAGAAGCUGCUUCGUCUUGCACGGUAUUAUCCUUCUGAAUUUUCUGAAGUUGCUUUGUCCGAGCUUAAAAGUCAACUUGAGAACUUUAUUUUCGAUGUGCGCAUAGAUGAAAAGUUUUCACAAAUAUCAGGAAUCAGUGGUCUUGCUCAAAAGAUGGUUUCUACAAGGAAACAUGAAGUUUUUCCAAUGGUUUAUUCAUUAGUUAAGUUGUCAUUGAUCUUACCAGUUGCCACUGCAUCAGUAGAAAGAGCCUUUUCAGCAAUGAAGAUCAUCAAGACUUCUCUACGUAAUAGCAUGGGAGACCAACUAUUGAAUGAUUGCUUAGUUCCUUAUAUCGAAAAGGAUGUGUUUGUUAAAGUUACCAAUGAAACUAUUAUGCAGCGGUUUCAGAAGAUGAAUAAUAGAAGACAAAUGUUAUGA